AUGACCUCGAUGCUGUCGUCCCGUCACGACGUCGGGCCUGCUCGGUGUGCGGCCUUGGCACCCGGCCUGGCGCCAGGAGCAGAUAUCGUAACAAAAGACCUCGAUCCCCCGCCCGAUGCGCCUUCCUACGAUUACAUUGUCCUGGGCGCCGGAACGGCCGGCAGCGUCCUCGCAAGCCGAUUGUCGGAGUCGGGUACUCGUUCGGUCCUCGUUCUCGAGCGUGGCUCGUAUCUCGCUGACGUCGUCGGGCGCAUACCUCUGCUCAGCAACGCCCGUGCAUUUCAGGCAAGAUACGCCACGCACGUACGCACCACGCCUCAGCCAGGCCUGGGAGGACGUACGAGCACGGUGCAAGUUGGACGACAAGUGGGUGGCUCCAGCGCAGUGAAUGCGACUCUCUACACACGCGGUUGUCACGCCGACUUUGACUCUUGGGGCAUUCCCGGCUACACUGGAUCGGACCUGGAGCCCUUCUUCAAGCGGUCGCAGGCGCACAGCCAUGAAUUGCGCACAGAAAGAGCAGACGUGUAUGGAUAUGAGGGGCCAUGGGCCACGCGGGACAUGCCCCAGCUUUUUGGGUUCAGCAAGCCAUUCGUCGAGGCUGCCGGCGCGCUCGGAGUGCCUACUUCGGACUACGGCAUGUCGGAGCGCGGCAUGAUGGCAACGGGGGCCUUCUUCUUGCAGACUUCCCAGACAGCUAAUGGAUCGCGACAUCAUGCGGGCAUGGCUUACUUGCCCUCCAAUGUGCUCAAGGCGCGACAGAAUCUGACACUGUGCGUGGAAAGCUGUGUGGAAAAGGUGCAGAUCGAGGGGCCGAACGAUGAUAACAAAGCGCACAAGGCCACUGGCGUCUGGUUCUCUAGCAAGGGCAAGGUAUACUAUGCACGAAGCGACAACGUCAUUCUGUCUUCUGGUGCAAUUUUCUCGCCCUGCAUACUCCAGCGCUCAGGCCUGGGUUCCCCGCAGGUCUUCGAGCCCCUCAGGAUUCCCGUCAAGGUAGCUCUGCCUGGCGUUGGCGCACACUUCAAGGAUCAUCUCGCUGUGCCGUUGCAUUUCCGUGGGCCCAUGCGAGACUCGUGCAUGCCUAUGGUGCUUCCUGCGACGGCGCUGCCCACGCUUAUACGCCAAGCUUGGAACUAUUUCAUCCAUGGAAAGGGCUGGUUUACCACUCCUGGAACGCUGGAGACCGUCGCCUACCUGAGUACGGAGCAGAUUCAGCUGAUGGACGAUGGAGAUACCGGGAGCAGGCUUCGCGUGCAAGGUACUGAUCCGCACAAAGACGUCCCGGACAUCGAGAUCAGCUUCGAGGCUUUCUGGGCAGCCGAGGAUAUGCCACGGUUUCAUGGCCUUGGUGGCUCGCACGGCGUCAUGGCAGCACUUGUCUACCUCGUCAAGCCUCGUUCGGUCGGCCACGUUCACAUCAAGGCGCCUGACCCGUCUGUCCUGCCCGAGGUCGAGCCCAACUCCCUGCAAGAGGAGGACGAUGUGCGCCGGCUAGUGCUUGCCAUCCGGCUGGCGAUGACGCUCAUCAAGCACAUGCGCGAGCAGCUCGCCUACGACAUCGGGCCUGCCUGUGUGCCGGGCUGGGAUGACAGCAAGGGAGGAUGGAAGGACGGAUUGGCCAAGCGUGGCGGUGACGAGUUCGACUUUGUUGAUCCACAAGCUAUCGCUGAGAAGGACAUCGUCGAGCAUAUCCGCAAGUGGGGUUUUGGCGUGCAGCACAUGGCCUCGACAUGCGCCAUGGGCACAGACGGGGAUGCAGCUGUCGAGCCAGGCAGUCUGAUGGUCAAAGGUGUCGAGGGACUGCGCGUGUGCGAUGUCAGCGUGAUGCCUGAAGUGCUCAGCUGUCAUCCCCAAGCUGCGGCCAUUGCGAUCGCCGAGAAGCUUGCUGCUGACAUUGAAUCGUCCGAGUGACCUCGUCUGGCUAUGAUUGCUUGCCAAGCUUUUGCGUGGGUCACUCUCCAGUCAUGUACGAGCAUGUCCAAGCAAUGCAAUAGUAACACCGUCUUCAUCUGAGCAAGAAAGAAUUCGCGAAUGGAAGGCAGUG
Messenger RNA from Acaromyces ingoldii, 2047 nucleotides. Its product is annotated as alcohol oxidase. Lineage: Eukaryota; Fungi; Basidiomycota; Exobasidiomycetes; Exobasidiales; Cryptobasidiaceae. Bases 10 to 1914 code for a protein of 634 amino acids. Gene Ontology annotation, molecular function: oxidoreductase activity, acting on CH-OH group of donors; flavin adenine dinucleotide binding. The transcript has 4 exons. The record is from RefSeq and is a predicted model, not a curated record.